Molecule: messenger RNA, 3597 nt
Organism: Cheilinus undulatus (humphead wrasse)
Lineage: Eukaryota; Metazoa; Chordata; Actinopteri; Labriformes; Labridae
Product: phospholipid-transporting ATPase ID-like
Exons: 26
Coding region: 1-3597 (1198 amino acids)
Biological process (GO): phospholipid translocation; Golgi organization
Cellular component (GO): plasma membrane
Molecular function (GO): ATP binding; ATPase-coupled intramembrane lipid carrier activity; magnesium ion binding
Source: RefSeq, a predicted model, not a curated record
AUGCUGUGGCAAAGUUGUUCAAACUUUUCUCCAAACGCUGUGGUAAUUAUCUCCAUUGCUCUUUUGCUGUGUCUAUUUUUCACAGAGGAGGAGAGACACUUGCGAGCUAAUGACAGGCACUUCAACCUGUCUUUCCACUAUGCUAACAAUGCCAUCAAGACCUCCAAGUACAACAUUGUCACCUUCCUGCCUCUUAACCUCUUUGAGCAGUUCAGGAGGCUCGCCAAUGCCUACUUUCUCUUCCUCAUGAUCCUUCAGCUCUUUCCUCAAAUCUCCUCCAUCGCUUGGUACAGUACUGCUGUCCCUCUUGUUUUAAUCCUCUCUAUCACAGCUGUAAAAGACGCCAACGAUGACAUAAGCAGACAUAAAAGUGACAAUCAAGUGAACAACCGCACUGUGAGCGUCCUAAUCGAUGGAGAACUUAAAGAAAAUAAAUGGAAAAAUGUUCAGGUUGGAGACAUAAUCAAACUUGAGAACAAUCAGUUUGUCACAGCAGAUCUUCUGUUGUUGUCCAGUAGUGAGCCCCUCAAUCUGGUCUAUGUAGACACAGCUGAAUUAGAUGGUGAAACCAAUCUGAAGGUGAAGCAGGCCCUUACUGUCACUGGAGAGAUGGGGGACUUUACUGAAGCACUGGCUGCCUUCAAAGGUGAAUUGCGUUGUGAGCCUCCCAACAACCGACUGGACAAGUUUAGAGGAACUCUGACUGUCCAUGAUCAAACUUAUGCUUUGGACAACGACAAGAUGCUGCUCCGAGGAUGCACUCUAAGGAACACAGAGUGGUGCUUUGGACUGGUUAUCUAUGGAGGUCCUGACACCAAGUUGAUGCAAAACAGUGGAAAGACGAUAUUUAAGCGGACGAGUCUUGAUGUCUUAAUGAAUGUGCUGGUGUUGUGUAUAUUUGGCUUCCUGGUGACUCUGUGCAGCAUUAUGUCCAUCAGUAAUGCGAUCUGGGAGGCUAGGGAGGGAUCAAUGUUCACUGUUUUCCUUCCUCAUGAUCCAGGGGUUGAUGUGAGCCUCGUAAUCUUCCGCAUAUUCUGGUCCUAUGUUAUCGUCCUCAACACAUUUGUGCCAAUGUCACUGUAUAUCAGUGUGGAACUCUUCCGCCUGGGGAAUAGCUUUUACAUAGACUGGGACAGGAAGAUGUAUUACCCCAAGAAUGACACUCCUGCCAAGGCAAGGACCACCACACUUAGCGAGGAGCUGGGCCAGAUCAAAUACAUCUUCAGUGACAAGACAGGCACCCUGACGCAGAACAUCAUGACUUUUAACAAGUGCUCUAUCAAUGGAAAAGCUUAUGGUGAGCUGUAUGACUUUUCUGGACAAAGGGUGGAAAUUACAGAGAGGACAGAGAAAGUGGACUUCUCAUGGAACCAGCUGGCUGAUCCAAAGUUUACCUUUCAUGACCAUAGUCUGGUAAAGACGAUGAGCGAGGGAAAUCUGGAGGCUCAUGCCUUCUUCCGCUUGUUGGCUCUGUGCCACACAGUCAUGCCUGAGGAAAAGGAGGAGGGAGAGCUCAACUAUCAAGCUCAGUCUCCUGAUGAGGGCGCUCUGGUGACUGCAGCGAGAAACUUUGGCUUUGUGUUCCGCUCACGCACACCAGAGACCAUUACAGUCUGGGAGAUGGGUAAACAAGUGAUCUACGAACUUCUGGCUGUUCUUGACUUCAAUAACGUCCGCAAGAGAAUGUCAGUGAUCGUGAGAACUCCUGAGGGGAAGUUGACUCUUUUCUGCAAAGGAGCAGACACCAUCAUCUUUGAAAGGCUACACCCCUCUUGUAACACACUGAAGGAAGUAACCACCUGGCAUCUCAAUGGGUAUGCAGGUGAAGGCCUCCGUACACUUGUUCUGGCCUACAAAGACUUGGAUGAGAGUUUUACGGAGGAGUGGCAAAAGCGCCACCAUGAGGCCAGCACUGCUUUGGAAGGCCGAGAGGAGAAACUUGAAGAGCUAUAUGAAGAGAUAGAGAAAGAUCUGCUGCUUCUCGGAGCUACAGCUGUCGAAGAUAAGCUACAGGACGGCGUGCCGCAGACCAUUGAGCAACUUGCUAAAGCUGACAUAAAAAUCUGGGUGUUGACUGGAGACAAACAGGAGACGGCAGAGAAUAUUGGCUACUCCUGCAACAUGCUAAGAGAGGGGAUGAAGGAUAUUUUCAUUGUGUCAGCAAACACAGCUGAAGGAGUCAAAGAGGAGCUACAAAGUGCAAGAAGAAAAAUGUGUCGUGAAUCUGCAAAUGAGCCGUCAGUGAUAAAGUCUCGUGCAGGUCUGUUCUGGCUUGAGAAGACUGAGACUGUGCACGAUGAGAUGGUGGAUGGAGAAUACGGCCUUAUUAUAAAUGGGCACAGUCUGGCCUUUGCUUUGGAGAAGAGCUUGCGCCUGGAGCUGCUUAGGACAGCUUGUAUGUGUCAGACAGUGAUUUGCUGCAGGGUGACUCCUCUGCAGAAGGCCCAGGUGGUUCAGCUGGUCAAGAAAUAUAAGCAGGCUGUUACUCUGGCUAUUGGGGAUGGGGCUAAUGAUGUCAGCAUGAUCAAAGCUGCUCAUAUAGGUGUGGGCAUCAGCGGUCAGGAGGGCAUGCAGGCCGUUCUCUCCAGCGACUUCUCCUUUGCCCAGUUCCGUUAUCUUCAGCGCCUCCUGUUGGUGCACGGUCGCUGGUCCUACCUGCGUAUGUGCAAGUUUCUUCGUUAUUUCUUUUACAAGAACUUCACCUUCACCUUUGUGCAAUUCUGGUAUGCCUUCUUCUGCGGCUUCUCUGCACAGAGUCUGUACGAUGACUGGUUUGUCACCUUGUACAACACAGUAUACACAGCACUUCCAGUCCUUGGCUUGGGUCUCUUUGAUCAGGAUGUGAAUGACGACUGGAGCUGUCAUUAUCCUCAGCUCUACACUCCAGGCCAUUUAAAUCAGUCCUUCAGUAAGAAGGUCUUUGUACGCUGUCUGGUGCACGGCUGCCUCAGCUCGCUCAUCCUCUUCUUGAUACCCUGGGCCACCAUGAAUGACGCAGUACGAGAUGAUGGCAAGGACAUUGCUAACUAUCAGUCCUUUGCUUUAUUGGCACAGACCUGUCUUCUGGUUGUGGUAAAUCUACAGCUGUGUCUGGACACUCAUUAUUGGACAGCAAUAAACCAGUUCUUUGUAUGGGGGAGUCUGACUGCUUAUUUUAUCAUCACAUUCGCCAUGUACAGCAAUGGCAUGUUUAUCAUCUUUACCUCCACUUUCCCCUUUAUUGGUACAGCAAGGAACACUCUGAACCAGCCAAUCGCAUGGCUGACCAUUUUUUUGACUUCUCUUCUCUGUAUUCUGCCUGUGGUGGCUUUGCGCUUUUUUCUCAUUCAGCUCCGACCAACAAUCAGUGACAAGGUGAGAUAUAAAAUGCAGAAUGAGGCAUUACCAGCUCCUGCACCUUGCCGCCCACUGGUCAGACGUAUCAGCACUCGUUCUAGCUACGCCUUCUCACACACCCAGGGAUAUGGUGAUCUGGUGACAUCUCGCAAGUUCCUGCAGAAACUACGGAGGAGUCGACCAGCCCUGUUCACCCAGACAGACUCUCCUUUGGUAGAGAACCUGCCCCAACAUUACCGUACCAUCAAAGAGGAGCUAUAG